Molecule: messenger RNA, 2562 nt
Organism: Rotaria sp. Silwood2
Lineage: Eukaryota; Metazoa; Rotifera; Eurotatoria; Philodinida; Philodinidae
Source: the annotation of a GenBank genome assembly
AUGUUACCAACAACUCAGACACCACCAUUACCAACACAACGAACAUUAAUACCAGUUAAUAUUGAAACAUUAGCUGGUACAUCAUUUGAAUUACUUGUUUCACCAUAUGAACAAAUACAAUCUAUAAAACGUAAAAUUGAAAGACGAGAAGGUAUACCUAUAUUACAUCAACAUCUUAUAUGGAAAUCAAAUGAACUUGAUGAUGAAUCAUGUUUAAAUGAUUAUAAUAUUGAAGCUGGUACAACAAUAAAACUUGUUUUAGCUAUGCGUGGUGGACCUGUUAAUACAAAACGUGUACCUAUUGAAGAUAGUUUUAUAAGAGAUAUGUCAGAAUAUAUUGAAAGUAGUCAAGAUGAUUAUGGUAUUGGAAGUGAUCUAUUACCAUCAUCGAAUAAAAAUGUUACAUUUCUUGUUUUACGCGAUGGUGAUCAAUUUAAUUUUUUUCAAGUUAUUGAUAGAGGUGAUGGUACUCUCUCACCUUUAUCUGGUUCUAUGAGUGCUGCAUCAAUGUAUAAUACACAUGAAACAAUAGCUGUUGAAACUGAACGACAAUAUGAUGAAAAACGACAAGCCGAUGAUCGUAAAACAAAACAAAAAAUGGAAUUAAUUCGAUCAAAAUUGAAAACACAUGCUAGAAAAGAUAUUCUUCUUCCACCUCGACCACCAUCUUCAUCAAAGAAAACUAAAACAAAUUUAAUUCAUCAUCAUCAUCAUCAUCAUCCUCGUCGUAGUAUACAUGUUGAAACAAAUUCGAAUUUAAGUGUUAAUGGUGAUAAUUCCUCAGGUACAUCAUCAUUAGAACAGCAACAUCGAUCAUUAUCAUAUUCAUUUCCUGCUAAUUUUUUUAAUACAUAUAAUUUAUUAUCAUCAACAACAGCAAAUCUCAAUCGAAAUGAUCUUUUACAUGAAGAAGAUAGUGAAGAUGAUGAUGAUAGUCACGAUGAUGACGAUGAUGAACCAAAAACACCAUUACAACAACCAAUUUUUACAUCAAGAUCAUUUUCACCAUCUGUUUUUUAUGGUAAAAAACGUAAUCAUCAUCAACAUAAUACAACAAAAAAAUUACUUAGUCAAGAAACAGCAACAACAACUACAACAACAACAUCAGCUAAUGAUACAAGUAGUAAUGCUGUUUUAGUUGAUUAUAUUCAUCGUAUGUCACCAACAUUACCUAUUGUAUCAACAUCAUCACGUGUAUUAUCCGCAACAAAACAUCAUACUACAUCUGAUGAACCAAUAAAUACAAAUGAUAAAAUACAUACAACAAAUGAUAUUCUAUAUCAAAAUUCACGUACAUCACCAAUGCUUGAAUUAAAUGAUGAUGAAAUUAUUUCACCAACAAAUAUAAAUCGUAAACAAACAGCUGAUAUACAAAGUCGAAAUGAUACAUCAUUAAGUAAACCAAUAUGGACAGAUGAUGAUGAACAAAUAAAUGUAUCCGAUGAAUAUAAUACACCUGGUGAACGUACAUCAACAAGUCAAUCAUUAUUAUUUCGUCAUCAAAAUAGUUCAACAAGUACAACAGCUCUUACACCAAUACCAACAUUACCUCAUGUUAAUAAAAAAUCUUCAUUACCAUCAACAACACAACAAUUUUAUCAUCAUCAUAAAUCUAUAAAUAAUGAACAACAACAAAGUAAACAAUCACCUAGAUCCUUAGUACCAUUAUCAGUAUCAAAAUAUCGACGUAUACCAACGAAUGUACAUUUAACAACAUCAACACAACAACAGACAUUUAGUAAUUCUUCUAAUGAUUUAAUACAAAAUGGAAAUAUUACUAGUGGAAUUAAUAAUAAUAGUACAGAUUCUUUUAAUGAACAUUUAAUGCUCAAUAAACGAAUAGAAAUAUUAAAAACACCUGGUAAACAACAAUCACCACAAUCAACUGCUCCAUCUCCAUCAUCAUCAUCAAAUACAAUUUUUCCGCCAGCACCACCAGCACCUCCAUCAAAACGAAAUUUUCAACAAAAAGAUAUUAAACCUAUUAGUACAACAACGACUGUACCGCCAUCAUCAUCAUCAUCUGUUAUACCAAUAGAUAAAACAAUUGGUCCUAAAACUGUCUCAGCACUUCUACGACAAAAUGCAACAAUUGAACCAGUUGAUACAUCAAGAGGUGUUGGUAAACAUCUUGUUUCACUUCUAACAACUGCAUCAAAAGAAACAGCAUCAAUUAAAACUGGCUAUAAACAAUCAUCUCGUGAUGCAGUUAUUGAAGAACGUUAUAAAUUGGAUUCAAAAUUAAGUAAUCCAUGGUCCAAUACAACAAAUAAUAAUCUAUUAAUAACAAACAAUAAUCUUCAAUCUAAUACAACAACAAUUUACAAUGCAAAUAAAUUACCACCAGUUAUUGUCAAUCGUAAACCAACAUCAAAAUGUUUUCUUUGUAAAAAGAAAACUGGAUUAGCUACAACAUAUCAAUGCAGAUGUGGAAGUUCAUUUUGUAGUGAGCAUCGAUAUCCUGAAGCACAUGCAUGUGCAUUUGAUUAUAAAGCUGAAGGAAAACGCUUGAUUGAACGUAAUAAUCCAUUGAUAACUGCCCCAAAAUUACCCAAGAUCUGA